AUGGGAGAUAAAGAAAAUAAUAACAAUAAUAAUAAUAAUAAUAAUAGUAGUAAUAGUAAUAAUAGAUCACCACCUACAAAUAAUAUAUCAUUAUAUUGUAAAGAUGUUAAGAAACAAAAGAGAUUAGCGAUGGUAUGCGCCAGUAAUCAGAAUAGAAGUGUAGAGGCACACAAUCUAUUCCUAUUGAAAGGUUAUAGGAAUAUUAGAUCGUUCGGUACCAGUGGUAACUGUAAGCUACCGGGACCUUCACAGGAUCGUCCCAAUAUAUUCCCGUUUGGCACACCGUAUCAAUCGAUACACGAGAGUCUCAGACAACAGAAUCAAGAGCUGUACACCCAGAACGGUAUUCUCAAUAUGCUCGAGAGAAAUCAACGAGUGAAACUAGCACCAGAGAAGUGGCAAGAAGAGCAGUUGGCUCGUUUCGAUAUAGUAUUCACUUUUGAUCAGCGUGUCUUUGAUAUGGUCGUCGAUGACCUUACACAACGCGAUAUCACAGCACCUAUGCAACCGGUGCACAUUGUCAAUCUACAAGUGAAGGACACUCACGAAGAGGCUGCUGGUGGUGCAUCACAUGCACUUCAACUACUCAACCUAAUCGAUGAAACCGAAGACAACUGGGAAGAUUCAAUGGAUGACAUAUUGGAAAAGUUUUAUAGAAAAACAGGUAGACAACUAUUAUAUACAUUAAUGUUUUAUUGA
Molecule: messenger RNA, 699 nt
Organism: Heterostelium album PN500
Lineage: Eukaryota; Evosea; Eumycetozoa; Acytosteliales; Acytosteliaceae
Exons: 1
Coding region: 1-699 (232 amino acids)
Biological process (GO): termination of RNA polymerase II transcription
Cellular component (GO): nucleus; mRNA cleavage and polyadenylation specificity factor complex
Molecular function (GO): RNA polymerase II CTD heptapeptide repeat phosphatase activity
Source: RefSeq, a predicted model, not a curated record